CCCCAUCUGCCAUGUGACACGUAUCAAUCAUCCAGCGAGCACAUGUCGGGAUGUAAACGUAUUCUGAAUGUUCAGGCCUCUAGGAAAGUCGAGUAGCUUAAAUGCCGCUGAGCUUUUCACACAGCAGAUUAUCAGCCUCCUGUGCGGCCAUAGUUCAUCAACGCGUGAGUUCCAGAUUAGCCCAGUUCCUCUCUCAUCUGUAUGUAUUAGCCAUUGUGGCUUCGGUUAGCAUUAUUUGGAGUCAAGGUAAGGUGAUGAAGAGAGUUCAGAUUAUUGAGGAGAAGCGGGUCAGUAAAUACACCUGGGGCUGAUGUUUUCUUAAGUAAUAUGUGGAAAAGACUGUCCCGGAAAUAGAUUCCUCUACAAACUAAGAAUAGAAUACAGAUUAACGUAGGCCGUACUGGAGGCUUUUCUAGCGUAUUAGAACCAUUGUUACACGCAUAGGGCUACCUGUAUAAGAAAAGAAGUAUCAAGCUCCAUUGGAAAUCGCAUUGACAGUUUGAGCUUACUAGAACUGUAUGUAAGAUUCUUCGAUAGCAUUCGAGAAAUUGCAAACAUGUCUCAGCAUUAAAUUUCACAAUGGACUUGAUUUCGAGGUCGA
Molecule: messenger RNA, 601 nt
Organism: Aspergillus welwitschiae
Lineage: Eukaryota; Fungi; Ascomycota; Eurotiomycetes; Eurotiales; Aspergillaceae
Exons: 1
Coding region: 102-311 (69 amino acids)
Source: RefSeq, a predicted model, not a curated record